AUGACAUCCACAGUGACCCUAUACCCGUUAUCGAAUUACACGUUCUCGACCAAGGAGGCUCAGCCAGAGGAAGAUCCUUCGGUGACUUCCAGACUCCAACGGUUACAGAAUAAUUAUGAGGAUUUCGGGAUGCGCAGGACGGUGGAAGGGAUCCUGGUUGUUCAUGAACAUGGGCAUCCUCAUGUCCUCAUGCUUCAAAUCGCCAACGCCUUCUUCAAACUGCCAGGUGAUUAUCUCAGACCAGGCGAGGAUGAUGUGGAAGGGUUGAAGGAAAGAUUGGACGAUCGACUGGCCCCGCCGGCUGGACAAUUCGGCGCAGGUCUGACGAGUGCACAGGGCCAAAAGGAUUGGGAGAUCGGGGACUGUCUGUCUCAAUGGUGGAGACCUAAUUAUGAAAGUUUCAUGUAUCCUUAUGUCCCGGCUCACAUCACUAAACCAAAGGAAUGUAAAAUGCUCUAUCUGGUUCAACUGCCUGAAAAAAAAGUUUUAUCGGUCCCCAAAAAUAUGAAAUUGUUGGCUAUUCCUCUCUUUGAAUUGUACGAUAACCCUCAACGAUAUGGCCCUCAAUUGGCUGCUAUUCCUCACGUCCUCUCUCGCUUCUCAUUCAUCUAUGCUUAA
Messenger RNA from Puccinia graminis f. sp. tritici CRL 75-36-700-3, 618 nucleotides. Its product is annotated as autocrine motility factor receptor. Gene Ontology annotation, cellular component: mRNA cleavage factor complex. Lineage: Eukaryota; Fungi; Basidiomycota; Pucciniomycetes; Pucciniales; Pucciniaceae. The transcript has 7 exons. The record is from RefSeq and is a predicted model, not a curated record. Gene Ontology annotation, molecular function: mRNA binding. Bases 1 to 618 code for a protein of 205 amino acids.